Molecule: messenger RNA, 2480 nt
Organism: Mus pahari (shrew mouse)
Lineage: Eukaryota; Metazoa; Chordata; Mammalia; Rodentia; Muridae
Gene: Qtman
Product: glycosyltransferase like domain containing 1
Exons: 11
Coding region: 89-1426 (445 amino acids)
Molecular function (GO): glycosyltransferase activity
Source: RefSeq, a predicted model, not a curated record
GGAGGCAGCGACCCGAGGUGUGAGAGAGAGGGUCCGAGAUCGGAUAUCAGUUCAUCUGGAUCAGAAGUCUGAAGGUUUGAACAGGCCAAUGAGUAUUGUCAUCAUCGAGGCAUUUUAUGGAGGCUCCCAUCGACAACUGGUAGAGCUGCUCCAAGAAGAAUUAGAUGACUGUGUGUUGUACACUCUUCCUGCAAAGAAAUGGCACUGGAGAGCUCGCACAGCAGCCUUACACUUCUCACAGAGUAUUCCCAGCAGUGAGCACUACAGGACCCUCUUUGCAAGCUCAGUACUCAACCUGACUGAACUGGCUGCGCUUCGGCCUGAUCUGGGAAAAUUGAAAAAGAUCUUGUACUUCCAUGAAAACCAGUUGGUAUAUCCUGUCAAGAAAUAUCAGGAGAGAGAUUUUCAAUAUGGAUACAACCAAAUUCUCUCAUGUUUGGUGGCUGAUGUUGUGGUAUUCAAUUCCAGUUUUAAUAUGGAAUCAUUUCUUACGUCUAUUGGAAAAUUCCUGAAGUUGAUUCCUGAUCACAGGCCUAAGGAUCUGGAAAGCAUUAUCAGACCCAAGUGUCAAGUUAUUUAUUUUCCCAUCAGAUUUCCUGAUGUGAGCAGAUUCAUGCCCAAGCACAAAAUAGCCCACUUAAGGAGGGUGCUCAGCCUUAUUGAAAAUGAUGCUGCAGCUCUGUCUGUGACGCUUCAUCCCCAGCCAGAGCAGAGGGUUUCUAAGAAGUUACUGGAGAAUUGCGAAUCAAAGUCUGAUGAACACCCUGACCUUGAUGCUGAACAAGAAACCCUGGACAACCCAUCAAUCCAUAAAUCAGGCUCUCUCCCUGUGAGUAAAGAAAACCUGCCUCUUGCUCCCAGCACCCUUCUGUGUGGAGCUGAAGAUCAGCAAAGACCACUGCACAUUACAUGGCCGCACAGGUGGGAGCAUGACAAAGAUCCAGAGACGUUUUUAAAGAUAUUAAUGAAUCUAAAGGAAUUAAAGUUCAAUUUCCAUGUUUCUGUCCUUGGAGAAACUUUUACAGACAUACCAGAUAUAUUUUCAGAAGCCAAAAAGGCACUGGGUUCUUCGGUCUUGCACUGGGGCUACUUACCCCGUAAAGAAGACUACUUCCGAGUACUGUGCAUGGCUGACGUUGUCAUCUCAACAGCCAAGCACGAAUUCUUUGGAGUAGCAAUGUUGGAAGCUGUGUACUGUGGCUGCUACCCACUCUGUCCCAAAGACUUGGUUUAUCCUGAAAUCUUUCCAGCUGAGUAUCUGUAUUCUACACCUGAACAGCUUUCAAAAAGGCUCAAGAGUUUCUGCAAGAGACCAGAUAUUAUAAGAAAACAUCUUUAUAAGGGUGAAGUGGCUCCAUUUUCUUGGGCAGCCCUACAUGGUAAAUUCAGGUCUCUGCUCACAACAGAACCCAGGGAAGAUUUGUGACAGAUGGGGCUAAGUCGCAAACUUGCAGCCUAAGGCAGAAUCUGAAGAACUUUCCAGAGUGUGCCCAUAUUUACCUGAUCAGAGAGAAAAGAAAAUCUGCAGAGGAAGCCGAGCCUGGCUGCUUGUCAUAGCUGACACAGAGCCAUCUGCCACAAACCUGUGGCGGCUUCAGAUCUCCAAUCCCUGCCACCACCCCAACUCAAAUUAAAUACAGAUUCCUAGAGACGUUAUGAUGGUUACACAUGUCCUCGGCAUCACAUGUAGGAGACUGUUCAAAAAAAAAUCUGUGGCCUGUUGUAUAACCGCACUCAUGUAUCCCAUAUGUGGUGCCACAUUGAAUUUCCGGUUGAAUCCGUUUUUAUCCUUUGUACUGGAUGACAUGGUGCCUGAAUUCUUUCUUUCUGCCGACACGAUGGCAGCCAAACUGCAGCUUCAAACACUCACACUUGGCUGGGUUUCUACCUGGGUUGCCAGGUUAUCAUCGGAGCCUUCUUGUGUCCUCAAAGGGCCACGGGGCCUCGAAAGAGGAUCAGAAUGUUACUGAACUAAUUGGGCAGCCAUCUCAAAGCUGCUGUAGGCAAAGGGCUGCUUUAGCACUUUUCUUUUAGCAAAUUAAUGACUCUCUGGCAAAGGAGUUUUUAAGUGAAGGUAUUAAUAAGGGGUCUGGCAGGUAUUCCCAUGAUUCAGAGAGUUUCAUUUGCAUUUAAUUAAUCUUAAAGAAACUUGCAAGAUAAACAGCUGUAAUUCGGACAAACAUGGCAGAUUCAGUGAGUGAAGUCCUCUCAUCCAUAAAAUGAACACGAGAUACUUGUUUUAAAAAUUUUUCCCCGUGGGUAAAAAUAGAAAAAUCAGAAUGCUUAUAACAAAACAUAAUUUGGUACAAAAUUCUUCAAAAAUACUGCAUCCGACUAUAGAUAUAUAGUGGCUUCUUGAGAUAAGUCACUUAUGAUUCUUGUAGUUAAGCUGCUCUGUUUGUUGGUGUAAAGAUGUUUUAAAUGGCUGGAUUGUAAAAUACAUUUUUAAUAAACUGCCCGCUGCAAUUUUAAUUAGCAUA